GAUUUAAGCUUCACUUGCCAUUCUUUCCCCUCCUCAAUUUCUUGAACUGGCUAUACAAAAAUUAUAUUGAUUAAUUAUCUUAUGCCACUCUACUGCCCUCCUUGAGAGGGUCAUUUGAAUAAUCGAUUAAUCGAUCCGCCAAUCAUUAAAGGGAUUUGUUGGUUGCUGCAAGAAUACCAGAAAUAACUCAAACUCCCAGCCAUAUCUUACAUCUACCUGUCUCGGUACAUAAUCGUCAAGAUGUUCGCUCUUCUAUCUUACGCUACCAAUCUUUCAAUAAUCUAUAUCGUUCUCACUCUCUCGCUCUACAUGCUUUCUCCUAUUGUGCCUCUCGCAGGUUUCUUCGCUCGUCUCCUCGCCGGUUACAUUUCUCUGGUCCUUUGCGCUUGUUAUGGAGUCUUCAUAUCUAUUCUCCUCCGUCUCGUAGGAAACUAUCGCAUAUCUCAAUGGACCGUCGCUCGCGCGUUCAAAUGGACAAUGUGGCUUACGACUGGUGUAACAUUUGUCGUCGAAGAUCCGGACAAUUAUCUCGGUACAACACGUCCUGCAGUCUUGAUAGGAAAUCAUCAAACCGAACUCGAUGUACUCAUGCUGGGUUGUAUAUUCCCUCAAUACUGUUCCGUCACCGCGAAGAAGAGUUUAAAGAAUGUGCCAUUCCUCGGCUGGUUUAUGAGUUUGAGUGGAACGGUAUUUAUUGACCGCGGUAAUGCGAAAGAUGCCAGACAGGCUAUGGCGGGGGCAGCAAAGGAAAUCAGGGAGGAAAAACAAAAUGUUUACAUGUUUCCGGAGGGAACGAGAAGUUAUGCAAAGGAUCCAACUUUGUUACCUUUUAAGAAAGGAGCUUUUCAUUUGGCGGUUCAGGCGGGUGUACCGAUUGUACCGGUCGUGGUCGCUUGUUAUAGUAAUGUUUUGCAUGUCCAAAGUUGGAGGUUUAAAUCAGGGAAAAUACCGGUUAAAGUUUUGAAACCUAUCGAGACGAAGAACCUUACUUCUGCGGAUGUAGAAGAUUUAGCGAGAGACACGAGGGAGUUGAUGUUGGGGGAAUUGGUAGCUUUGACUUCGAAGGUAGAGGGAAAGCCAAUAGCUAUGCCGGCCCAAGAUGCGGAUGGGGUUGUGAAAGCAAGUGGAAGGGAACCGCAAGUGGAACAUCAUAUACUAUGAGGACUUGUAUGGUGUGAAGGAAGUUGCCAUUCUUUGCAAGUAAAUGGCUGGGUGCGGGACCAAACAAUAGUUCACAUGGGAGAGGGUUGGCACAAGGAAAUGGGUGGGCGGUACGGAAAUGGAACACAAAAGGAAGGACGGGGAUAAGAAACAAAUGAUGAAACAUGAGAUAUGAUAUCCAGCAGGCGAAAAGAUUUUCUCUUGCAUGAGUUUGGAGUAGAUGGACAUGGCAUGACAAUGCGACUGCGAAGAUUUGAAAUUCAAAUAGUGGUAGAUACCCGGUAGAAUUGGAAUUUUAAUCUGAAGAACAAAACUGAUAUUUUAUGAAAUCAUAUACUGCA
Molecule: messenger RNA, 1502 nt
Organism: Botrytis cinerea B05.10
Lineage: Eukaryota; Fungi; Ascomycota; Leotiomycetes; Helotiales; Sclerotiniaceae
Gene: Bcslc1
Product: Bcslc1
Exons: 2
Coding region: 241-1161 (306 amino acids)
Biological process (GO): phosphatidic acid biosynthetic process
Cellular component (GO): membrane; endoplasmic reticulum
Molecular function (GO): 1-acylglycerol-3-phosphate O-acyltransferase activity
Source: RefSeq, a predicted model, not a curated record